AUCACUUGCGGCCGCGCAGUAAUUUUGUUUUUAUCCCUUUGGCUUCUGCGCUAUUAUAUUAUUUUUAGGAUUUUCUUUGAUUUUCCGUCUGUGUGACCGCGUAAUUGCUACAAAAUGCCGAAAGUUGGUUGACAAGUUUGGCUUAAUAAUCCGAUAAUUAAAAAAAAAAAAAUUAGCCAUGGCAACAGAAAUAAGUCAAAGUAAAACUAUAUGCAUUUUGGCAAUAGUAGUAGGAUGUUUCGCAGUUCUAUGGCCAUCCUUAUUCUACCCAAUGCUAAAAGGUUCAUUUACGCCUCACUCUCAUACAGGCUGUUGCAAUCUAUUGUCCAGUACGGACGUGAAUAUUGUUAAGAUAGUAACGGAUAUAUGCGAUCGUAUAGUUGAAAAAAUGGAUAAAAAAACUAAGUUGGAAAAAUGCCAACAGGAAAUUUUCAACACUUGUGCAAUCAACAUAACUGAUUUAAUCAAUGAGAAUAAGGUUGGCGAUAUUUCAUAUAAUAAACGUGUAAUCAACGAGAUUAGAUCUAUUAAUGGAUCUCUGUGUCUAAAAUAUCAUUACGGAGUAUCUUUGACAAGCUUGGGGGUUGCACAUAGACUUAAAGAUUAUGAUCCUUUAUUGAAUCAAAUUCCUCAAGAACGAACUCCUGUUCACUUAAGAGCCUCUAAAAGUUCAAUGCAUCCAGCAUUAAUGGAAAAAGGUCGGGCAAUUCCCCAACCCCAUAUUGGACCUAAAACUGGCAGUCCGAAUCCUCACACUUUUAAACCACCAAUUCCAGGUUCUAGACCGCCAAUGGGAGGUAUGGGUGGUGCUAGCCAUAAAAUUGCUGGAGGAGAUGGUGGUGGUGCGAUGAAUAUACUAAUGCCAAUGUAUACUAUUGGAAUACUUCUUUUUUUCGUGUACACUAUGAUGAAGUUGCUGUCAAAAAAAGACGACAUCGAAGAUAAUACAAAUUAUAAAUAUCCUUCACGUUAUCCUUGUGAUAGAGACAAUAAUUCAAAACUGCAGCCACAGAGUCUUCCUAUAAAAUUAGGAUACACUGAAAAAGAUACAAGGGAUUUAGAAAUAGAUGCGCUCCGUCGUAAGCUGGAAGAAACAGAGGCUGCGAUGGAACGCAUUGUUAAGCAAAUGAUAUUGGCGUCUGAGUGCAAUGGAAUAGAUGGGAAUAAGGAAUCUAAAAAUGAUAAAAUGAACGAAGUGAAAUAUUUGGAAAAUAACGUAUUCAAUGAUAAUGAAAUAGAAGAUGGCGCCAAUAUAAAAAUGUCAACUGAAUAUUCGGCAAGUACAGUAUCCAAUGAUAAUGAUAUAGAUGAUGACGUCAGUAACAAAAUGUCAACUGAAUUAAAAGAAUCGGAAAACAUUUUAUUAUCUUCUGAAUCUAAUGAAACUACAAAUUCUGAAAUUUCCAGUAAAAAAAUAAUUCAAGUAGUGAAUAUGGAAAUAUCAGAAAGUGUUGGUGGUGGUCAUUGUUGGACUCCAACUGAAAAAGAAAAAAUAUCGUCUAAAUUAAAAUCGGUACUUAUUGAGGAACCCGUUUCUUUGAUUAUUCCUGGUAUGAUUCCAAAGAAUUCUCAAGUUUUAAUAAGCGAUGGUCCACACAAUACUCCUUCAGAAACCGAGGAUCACGAAGCAGUCAUUUCAAGCAAAGUCACUUUAUCAUUAAUACCUGAUGAUCGAGUUGAAGAAUAUCUAACAAGUGACGAAGGAGAAGGUAAUAAUACUACUUCAACACUAUCAAACAUUACCUGAAGUUGUUUAAUAUCAAUAUAUAAUAACGUAUGAUAUUUCGUAAAAUAAAUAUUUAUUAAUUACGAUUAAAUAUGUUACUAAUGUUACACGUACUACUAUAAAAUAGGUAAUAGUCAAGGAUUUAAUUGAGAAUGUAUAAAAAUGAAAGAUGAAUGAAUAAUAAGAAAUGUUUUUUAACUGCACAUAUUUUAUAAUGCACUUUUUUGGAGUAUAGGUACUAUUUUAAUAUAAUCGUUCCAAAUAUCGUUUGUAAGCGAAUUAA
Molecule: messenger RNA, 2009 nt
Organism: Sipha flava (yellow sugarcane aphid)
Lineage: Eukaryota; Metazoa; Arthropoda; Insecta; Hemiptera; Aphididae
Gene: RIC-3
Product: resistance to inhibitors of cholinesterase protein 3
Exons: 10
Coding region: 179-1747 (522 amino acids)
Biological process (GO): synaptic transmission, cholinergic; protein localization to cell surface
Cellular component (GO): neuron projection; neuronal cell body; intracellular membrane-bounded organelle
Source: RefSeq, a predicted model, not a curated record